Messenger RNA from Lachancea nothofagi CBS 11611, 1395 nucleotides. The record is from the annotation of a GenBank genome assembly. Lineage: Eukaryota; Fungi; Ascomycota; Saccharomycetes; Saccharomycetales; Saccharomycetaceae.
AUGACCGAACAAAACCAGCUUAAGAAACAAAAAACGAUGGACCAGCCGCCAAGACCUCAAAACAUUGGUAUCAAGGGUAUCGAAGUAUACAUUCCCUCUCAGUGCGUCAACCAAGGCGAUCUCGAGAAAUUUGAUGGUGUUUCGCAAGGCAAAUACACCAUUGGUCUGGGCCAAACCAAUAUGUCUUUUGUCAACGACAGAGAAGACAUUUACUCUAUGAGUUUGACUGCUUUGUCCAGACUCUUGAAAAACUAUAACAUUGACACCAAUUCUAUCGGAAGAGUUGAAGUUGGCACUGAAACCUUGCUCGACAAAUCUAAGUCGGUCAAAUCGGUGCUAAUGCAACUUUUCGGUGACAACACUGACGUGGAAGGUAUCGACACCGUCAACGCUUGUUAUGGUGCAACCAACGCCCUUUUCAACAGUUUAUCCUGGAUCGAAUCCUCUGCAUGGGACGGCCGCGAUGCUAUUGUUGUUUGUGGUGAUAUUGCUAUCUACGACAAAGGCGCCGCUAGACCAACCGGUGGUGCUGGUACUGUUGCCUUAUUAAUUGGCCCAGAUGCUCCUAUCGUAUUUGACUCCGUCAGAGGAACCCACAUGGAACACGUUUACGAUUUCUACAAGCCUGAUUUUACAAGUGAAUACCCUUACGUGGAUGGCCAUUUCUCUUUGAGCUGUUACGUGAGCGCUUUGGACAAAAGUUACAAGUCUUACUCCAAAAAAGCUAUUGCCAAGGGUCUUGUUAAAGAUCCUGCCGGCCCCGAAGCUGUUAAUGCAGCCAAGUUUUUCGAUUAUAACGUUUUCCACGUCCCAACUUGUAAAUUAGUUACCAAGUCUUAUGCCAGAUUACUCUACAACGACUUUAGGGCGAACCCAGCGCUUUACCCAGAAGUUGACGUUUCACUUGCUCAAAUGGACUACAAUGCCAGUUUGACUGACAAGACCGUCGAAAAGACUUUUGUUGGUGUUGCCAAGGCUUUGCAAAAGGAAAGAGUAGACCCCUCUUUGGUAGUCCCUACCAAUACCGGUAACAUGUACACUGGGUCCGUUUAUGCUGCUCUAGCCUCUUUGCUGUUCUUUGUCGGAUCAGAUGCCUUGCAAGACAAGAGAGUUGGUCUAUACUCCUACGGUUCCGGUUUGGCCGCCUCCAUCUUCUCAUGUCGCGUAGUUGGUGACAUUAAGUACAUGACAGAUGUGCUGAAUAUUGAUAAGAAGCUACAAUCGAGAGUCACAGAGACUCCCGAAGGCUACGAGGCUGCAAUUAAGCUAAGAGAAGACGCUCACCUCCAAAAAGGAUUCCAGCCUAAGGGUUCCAUCGAUCACUUGCAGUCCGGUGUUUACUACUUGACCAACGUCGAUGACAGAUUCAGAAGAGAAUAUGCCGUGACCCCAUAA